GUGUACCAGUAAGACUUGUAGGAGGAGAAAGUUCCAGGGAAGGCCGUGUUGAGAUCUAUCUUUCUGGUCAGUGGGGGACCAUCUGUGAUGACGGAUGGACUGAUAACGAUGCUGAGGUGGUGUGCCGGCAGCUGGGAUUCAGCGGAGUUGCAAAGGCCCGUGUGAUGGCAUACUUUGGGGAAGGGACAGGUCCCAUACAUGUGGACAAUGUCAGGUGCAGCGGCAACGAGCGAUCGUUGGCGGACUGUAUCAAACAAACGCCUGGCACACACAACUGCCGCCACAGCGAGGAUGCCGGAGUCAUUUGCGACUAUGGUGAAUCGCAGCACAGCAAGAAAGAGGUUAAAGAUCCUGUCGACUCGAUCUGCGGUCUGCGGCUCAUACACACUCGCCAGCGCCGAAUCAUAGGAGGAGAAAACUCUCUGAGGGGUGGCUGGCCGUGGCAGGCUGCCAUUCGCUUGCGAGGAUCUCGUGGAGAUGGGAGGCUGGUUUGUGGUGCAACUCUCAUCAACACGUGCUGGGUCCUCACCUCUGCACACUGCUUCAAAAGGUAUGGAAACAGCACCAAGCAGUACAAAGUCAGACUGGGUGACUACCACUCCCUUGUUCCAGAAGAGUACGAAGAGGAAUACGGAGUUGAACAAUUUGUCCUGCAUCCAAAUUACCAUUCCCAUAGCAACGACUAUGACCUGGCUUUGGUCCGUCUGUCGCCGGGAGCUGUGGGCCAGACGCCGGGGGAGUGUGUGUCAUUCAGCCGUCAUGUCCUUCCCGCCUGUCUGCCCAUGAGGAAAGAGAGAGUGCUCAAACAAGCCAGCAACUGUCACAUUACAGGCUGGGGUGACACAGGACGCUCGUACUCAAAGACCCUUCAACAAGCCGCUCUGUCCCUUCUGCCCCGGCGCCAUUGCCAGCAGCACUUCCACAACGCCUUCACAAGCCGCAUGCUCUGCGCCGGCAGCAUCCAGUCAGAAAGGCGUGUGGACAGUUGCCGUGGUGACAGUGGAGGCCCAUUGGUGUGUGAGCGCCCUGGAGGGGGUUGGGUGGUUUAUGGGGUUACGUCCUGGGGUCAUGCCUGCAGGACACAACAGUCCCCUGGUGUUUACACCAAAGUCUCAGCUUUCAGCACCUGGAUACGCAAAGUCAUUGGACGAGAUGAGAAGAAGCGAUAAAGCAUGACAAAUUAAAACAGCUCAGCUUUUUAUCAGAGUUAACGACCAUCAGGAACAAUCCAGUUCUGACUUCACGGCAGGGUAUCACUUGAAGCCCUGACUUUCAAACAGGAAGGACAAAACUGAACUUUACCCUCCUGCUUAUUUUUGUUUGAAGAUUUAUUCUUUUUUCUGUAGUUAGCACUUAUAAAGAAUCUUGUCUGUCACAAAAUUUGAAGUAAUAUUACUUCCUUCCUCAUGAAACAACUCAGUAUUAAUAUAACGUCACAUAUUACCGGUUUCCUUUGAUUAUUGUUUAUGCAGUUUUUUUAUGAACCUACUUUGUAAUUUAUUAUAUAAAUAUAUGUUAUGUUGAAAAAGGGACCAAACACACAGUCCGUGCAUGCACUCGUGCAUUUCUCUAAGCAAUGGCACGGCAUGACUUUGCAGACUUUUGCACUAAAAUCCCCUCCUCUGUAAUUUACCUGCACAUGCUUCGUUUUUGAGCCUUCUUGUCAUGUGACAUUUUUCAGAAUGAAACACACAACCUCACUUCCUCACGUAAAGUUUCUCGUCUUUAGUCUUUGAGUGAAAAUUGUGUUUCAGGUCUUAACUAUAUUGCUCAGGCUGUUAUAUUUCAUAUCCAUGAACUUAAAAGACUUUGCUGAGUAAUGUUUACAUAAAAAAUGAAUCUGAAUCGAAGCACAAAAAAGUAUGUCCAAGCGUUGUUUUGAUGCAGCAACACAUCCUUGCAUUUUGAUUCGGUGCUGUUUUUUAUUCUUUAGAGGGAAGACAUAGACACUUUAAAUCUUACGCGUUGGUGACUUUGUGGUGAGCUGAACUGUACUGUAGCAUUUCCUCAAAUUCACAUUUUUAAGAACUUGUUGGGCUUUUUUAUUGAGGACACAAACAAUAUGAAACUCAGAAACUGUUUACAACAAUACAUAUUAAUAGGGGUUGUGUUUUCUAACGGUUUGCGAAACUUUGGAUUUUUGUGUUUUGUCAUAAAUCUAACAGGUGACAGAAGCACAAAUAGAUCCUUUGUGUGUGUUGCUAACAGUAGUUAUGGAUCGCGUGGCUUGUCAGAUGGUGUUUCUGAAAACACCUCCACACUGAGUCAGUGGAAUGUUGCAAAGCGCCAAGAGGAAUGGCAACCAUUUUAGUUGUUAUGGUUUAAAAAAAGAAACCAACAAAAGAAGUAAUUGUCUUUACCGGGAAAAACAUAAGGCCUUUUUAAAAAAUAUAUAUUUUUAAAUGUUGGGAAGAAAUGUGCAAAUUUUUCUCCAUAUUUGUUAUUUUUAUUUUUUUUGUUACACUUUUCAUUGUUCUUAUAAUUUAUAUUAUUAUUACACUAAUGACAUUUUAUUGUUGAAAUGGUGUAUCUUCUUUUCUGUUCUUUUCCAUGUUCUUUAAGCAGAAUGUCUCUCCUAUUUCGUGUGUUAUUCAGUGGAAACCAUCGACAUACAUGUGGUGGAAACGCUAAACAAACGAAUAAACAAAAGGAAACUUUCAGUCUGUGUGCGCCCUCUUGUGGCACUUUGUGCACACUACAACCUAAUUUAGAGUUUGUGAUGCUGGUCAACAACAAAUCCACGCUUUAACUGUUUUUUUGUUGCUUUUUUUCUUUAGCUUCCUUUUUGAUUUUUAUCGACCAUAGAAAACACUAUUAGCAGAAGUGUGACUAAGUCACUGCUUUGCAAGUCACAAGUAAGUCACAAGUCUUUUCAUUCAAGUCCAAGUCAAAGACAACCAAGUCCGAGUCGAGUCCAAAGUCAACGAUAUGGAAGUCCAAGCCUUUAACUUUGAAUUUUCAAGUCAUAAUCAAGUCAUCUGUCCAACUUCAAUUUAAUGACAAUGAUAAUAAAUACAUUCCA
Molecule: messenger RNA, 3022 nt
Organism: Nothobranchius furzeri (turquoise killifish)
Lineage: Eukaryota; Metazoa; Chordata; Actinopteri; Cyprinodontiformes; Nothobranchiidae
Source: RefSeq, a predicted model, not a curated record